AUGAAGAGCGUCCUCCCCCUCGCCGUGUGCCUCCUCUUCGUCAGCAGCAUUGGACAAGGACACGGGAAUCCUCUGCAAGGAUCCGUUCCUCCUGGAGUCUCCGCAGCGCCUAUGGGAUGCGGAAAAAAGAUAGGCCAAGGAUGUGUGAAAAGCAUAGUCGUCAAGAUGAAAUGCGUCAACGGAACAUAUGUGGACGCGUGUAACACGUGCCAGUGCGCCAAGGAACCGAACGAAAACCUUUCUCUCUAUCGCAUUACACAAGAGCACGAGUAUAUUUUGCAAGAACCUGGUUCCUCGCAGCCUCUGAUGGCCGCGAGACCCCUUCCUCCUGCAGCCUCCACAGGGCCUGUAGGAUGCGCCAAGACGAUAGGCCAAGGAUGUGUGAAAAGCAUAGUCGUCCAAAUGAAAUGCGUCAACGGAACAUAUGUGGACGCGUGCAACACGUGCCACUGCGCGAAGGGACUAAAUGAAAUCCUUUCGCUCUACCAUAUUGUGCAUGGGCAUGGGUACCCUUUGCAAGGACCUGGUCCCUUGCACCCUCUGCCGACCCCGAGACCCGUUCAACCUGCGGUCUCUACAGGGCCUGCGGGAUGCGGCAGCGGGAUGGGCCAAGGGUGCAUGCAGAGCAUCGUCGACAACAUGAACUGCGAUCACGGAACAUAUGUGGACACGUGCAACUUGUGUCAGUGCGCAAAGGUAAGGAGUGUCAGCUGUCAAGGACCCGCUGAACCUGCGGUCUCCGGAAGUCCUGUGGAAUACAACAAGACGAGGAGCCAAGGAUGCGUGCAGAACACCGUCGACGACAUGAAGUGCGCCCACGGAACUUAUGUUGAUAUGUGCAACAGGUGCCAGUGUGCCAAGGGGCCGAACGAAACCUGCGGAGGAACAUGGGGAGAACACGGCAGAUGCACCUCAAAGCUUCACUGCUUCGUCGAAAACGUGACUCUUGUUGGCAAAUGCAGACUCAACAUCGAUGGCUGAAUGCGGAUGUGAAGUGUAUAGUUCGGAAGAAUCCGUUUCUCAGAUCACGUCGAUGCAUGCACUUUGGGCUUUGGAAUUGAAGAUAAUAUUUACCUUGUUUUAUACUAUAGAAAUAUGUAGAUGGGAUUAAAGUA
Penaeus vannamei (Pacific white shrimp) is the source of this 1115-nucleotide messenger RNA. Lineage: Eukaryota; Metazoa; Arthropoda; Malacostraca; Decapoda; Penaeidae. The record is from RefSeq and is a predicted model, not a curated record.